AUGAAUGCUGACAUAGAACAGGCCGUAAGCAACUGUCCAUCUUGUGCGGAGUAUCAGAAACAGCAAAACAGAGAGCCUCUAAUGCCAACACCAACUCCAGAUCUACCAUACACACAUGUUGGAACUGAUGUAUUUGAAUUCAGAGGCAAGAAAUAUCUGAUUCUGGUGGACUUCUACUCAAAAUACAUUGACGCCGUAGAACUCAGAUCAGAGACAACAACAGCCAUAAUAGAAGCCAUGAAAACAGUUUUCGCGUGCCAUGGACUUUCAGGAAAACUCAGGUCUGACAAUGGACCACAGUUCAGCUCAGCUAACUUCAAAACCUUUUGCGCAGAGCUUGGAAUUGAACACGAAAGAAGCAGCCCUCAUUUUCAAAGCUCAAAUGGCGAGGCUGGGAGAGCAGUACAAACUAUAAAGAUCCUAUGGACAAAAUGUGACGACAAGCAGCUUGCUCUGCUAGAUUACAGAACAACUCCACUAGAAAACAUUAAUCUGUCACCAGCUCAACUGUUAAUGGGACGCAGACCUAGGAACACGCUUCCGGCAUCACAAGAUCUACUUAAACCAGCAACACACGACCUAAGAAAAGUACAGCAACACCUUAAUGUCCAGAAAGCCAAGCAGAAACUUUACUAUGACAGGAGACACCCCUAG
This is a messenger RNA of Saccostrea cuccullata (small rock oyster), 654 nucleotides long. RefSeq lists its product as uncharacterized. The transcript has a single exon. Bases 1 to 654 code for a protein of 217 amino acids. Gene Ontology annotation, molecular function: nucleic acid binding. Gene Ontology annotation, biological process: DNA integration. Lineage: Eukaryota; Metazoa; Mollusca; Bivalvia; Ostreida; Ostreidae. The record is from RefSeq and is a predicted model, not a curated record.